Messenger RNA from Durusdinium trenchii, 460 nucleotides. Lineage: Eukaryota; Dinophyceae; Suessiales; Symbiodiniaceae. The record is from the annotation of a GenBank genome assembly.
UGAGGUUUCAGGCGGAGAACCGCGCGAGUCUGCCAGGUACUAAAGGAAUCCUUACCAUGACUUUGACAUGGGCCACGCGCACAGAGUUUGUGGCAUCGCCUUCAGCGUACUCUAUUGUUCAACCAUUUGGCGGUGGCAUUGCAAAUGCAAACGCUGGAGCCACUUUGGCUUUGGCGGUUCCAAGCUCAGUCUCGCCCUUGGUCAUUUCCUUUCCAACCUUCGCAGAGACUUACUCGGCAUGUCAAGAGGACAUGCACCUCCAGCUUUCCUUGAUGAGGUGCCGAAAGUCUCACGACUUUUCGCUUUUCAUUCCAAUCAAUGAGUUCUCCUCAACAGCCGCGGCGGUGAUAGGUGACGUGUAAAGUGUCAAUGUUUCUUGACCAACAUGGCUGGCUCAAGAGUGUUGUAGCUUUGCAAGUCUUAGAGCCCAAUUGUCAUGGGAACUGGACCGAUACCUGUG